GAUUCCGGAGUCGUGCGCGGUGAUUCGAUGCGUGAGGAAAUCGGAAUCGCCUCCCGUUUCUCUGCAGCGCUCAUCGAGGGUGGAUGGUUGGAGGAGGAGGAAUGGCCGUGCAGACCGCCUGCUACAGUCCCGCGCGGAUGCUGCUGCUGGGCAGCUCGCUGGCCUUUGAGGAGGUCCGCUUGGAGCUCCUGGCCGAGCUGGGCUCGUUGCCCUCCGACUCUGGGCCUAAACGACCCGGCGAGCUGGGCCCGUUAGCCUCGGAUGGCGGCGUGAAGCGACCAAGCCAGCCGUCUGGCCGGCGGAGGGAGGUGGGCACUCUGCCGCUCGUAAAAUCGACGCUGAAAUCGCCGGUGGAAAACUACGUGAGGACGCCUCCUGCGCUGUCCCCAUGGGGCGUGUACGCUGGGCUGGAGAAGCCGGCGUACACAUGGACCCUGCAGGAGGUCUGCCGGUGGCUCAAGCGCAACUGCCCCCACCAUUACCCCAGCCUCCUGGAGCUGUUCUCUCAACACGACAUCACCGGCCGAGCGUUGUUGCGGCUCAACGAAGGGAAGCUGGCGCGCAUGGGCGUGCAUCGGGAGAGCCAGCGCCAGGAGCUACUGCAGCAGCUGCUUCAGCUGCGUCUGCGUGAGGAAGCGCAGCAGCUAUCGCUGCUCAGCCGAGGAUGGGGAGAGAGUUUGUAACUGGAAUAUGGAAUUUUUGGCUGUGCCAGUGCUGAAUCAUUGGAAGAGGGAGAAUUGGAAGAAAGCCUGGCACAGAUCAUCGAGAAAGUAGGGAAUGGAGAUUCCGCUCACAUUGACGUAAUCUUGUGUCGUCACAUGUGCCAUUUUUCACCGUUACGUAAUGACCAUCACUUGUGUUUUAUUAGGGCUGCAACUCACGGCUGAUUGUGUCACACACUCUGAACCUCCGUUGUGAUUGACAAUGAGUCACAAAUUCAUUGCUUGCGGUUAUGUUUAUAUCUUUGAAGCCCUGAAUGAACAAGGUGUGCUUUCGUACCAUUUGGAGGAUUAUUCCAAGUCAGUGGAAUUGGCUGCCACUUCCAAAAGGCAAAAAUUGGCACCCAAAUGGGGCAGUUUCGUUAUUGGAUGGCUCGCCAUGGCUGAAGAUUUUGAAUUGGUUUUUAUCGUAAAUUUUAUUAGCAAAUUCUGAAAUCCAAAUGGAGUAAUCUUAUAUAAUGAUUAAAACUGAGGGCUCAUCAGCAGUUGUUGCAGCUCUAUUUUUUAUCUAUCUUCUGAAUUAGCAGUGUGUGUGUGAAUGUAUUUACGUGUGUAUGUAUAUAUAUUCAUGUGUACAGUAUUUAUCUGUGCAUAUUUUAUGUGUGCUGUAUAUCUUCACAUAUCAUAUCCUGGCCUGGGCCUCUCUUAGGUAUUUUCGGCGAAAAAAUAGUACCUGGUGUGGUGGUGCUGGUGGUACUGGUGGUAUGGUCAUGAACAUCAGCACUGGGGAGACAAAGGUGGCCAGGAGCACGUGGUGCUGGCAACACCACCAGCUGUUCUGCCGUGCUGGCCUUAAUAGGCACUUACUCGCAGCGCUUGCCCCAACAGGGUAACCAGGCUCACAUAGGUCUGUAUUUGUGUUUGUAACUAAUUGGUGUUUGCACUUUAAUUGUAAAUGGUGGCGUUAUUUAUUUAUGUUGGAGGAACAAUGGUGCACUUUCGUAAGGACUAAAUCUUGAAGCAACCUAUUGUAGCAUCACCUUUAAUUUUGUUCUCAUCACGGGUAUUUCCCAGAUUAUAAGGUGAUCCGAAAAUUACGACGCGCCACAAACUUUGUGCCCGGUGUGAAUAAAGUUACACAAAUCUGGUCUCGCACACACGCACACGCGCACGCGCACCGGAAUACAAAACGCACCCCCGACUUUUAAUUUAUAAAAUACCGAGAGAAAAAGGCGCAUGCAGGGGAGAACGGUGCAACUUGGUGAAUAUGGUAUAUUUAUUCCCCUUUCAUCCAAUAUAUUUCCCUUUUUCCCCCACAUAAUUUAUUUUAUUAUCUGAUGCAGGAAUUUAUGUUGAGUAUAUUUUUUACUAUAUAUAACUUUAAGUGUACACCGAGUAACUGUGUUCACCUGUGUAAGUCGUGACCCCCACCGUGCUCUUCCGGUAGCUCCGUUGACUGAGGAGGUUUAGUAGAGUAGUCCAGUAGUGCAUGUCUGUGUUAAACUCACAGUGCUUGUGACAACGUUUCUGUGACUGCAGUAGCCAGCAGAGCAGGGCUUGCACGUACAUAGAGCCAGCAUUGAUGAGAAAUCGAUGUCUCGCAGAGGUAAGAAAGGCAGUCUUAGGCACUGCUGUCCCUAACUCAGACCCCUAAUACCUAAACCUAGCCCUUACCUCUGGCCCUUAACCCUCACCUUUCCUACAAAUAUGGAUUAAGUUUAGCAGUCUAAACCCUUUACCAUAAACCAUACCCUAACCCAUAACCUAAACCGUAAUAAUAACCUAUAAUCUUAAAACUUGAUGCCGAACUCCAAACCAUAACCCCCCCCCCCCCAAUCCUCUAAUCCUAACCCAACACAAAAACUAAAGGACUAUCACUCCUUUAUAUUUAAUCAACUGAAAACUAAGGAAGUGAACAUUGGAAAGGACCUGAAAUAGAUAAGCACAACCGAUAGAAGUUAUGGGAUUGCAUUACAUUCUGGUCUGUAAUGUGAAGACAGUAGCGCUAGAGACUUGUUUUUUGCCAUAUUUGUGGGCACAACCUUGGUAUCAGAGAAAACUGUACGAAAAUGGCUUGUUAACAUUUACUGACAAUAAUAAUAACCAUGAGGCAUGUCAUCAUGCAUCGAUUCAUAGACUGACAUCCAUUCUGACGCUCAUAUCAAAUCGUACGUGAAAUAAACUCUUAUUUAUAAAGUAUGCAAAUUAUGUGCAGAUGUUAAUGGUGCAGACAACACUGUACAAAUAAUACAAAAAUGUAAUAAACUGUAUAAAUGAGACGUUAAAGACGAGACAAAAAAUAAUCAAGUAUUCAAUUGAUUUGUGACUCCAAAUUGUGAAGAUUCCUAAAAUGGCCAGGAGGUUGAAUUAUUACAUGCCUAAUAAUAACACAAUUGAGUUUAAAGUCAAUUACGUUACAUAGUUAUUGGUUAAGCCCCACGUCAGGAAAUUGAGCCCAUCACCUAUUAGUUCAAGGGUGUGGAACCUAUGCCCCAUGGGCUUCCGAAUACAGCCCACAAAUUCACCCCAUUCGGCCUGUGGCCACACGAAGCCCACCACUUCAAAAUGGCCCACAAAUUAUAUUUAUCUGUCACUGAUAGCAUCCUAGCUGCACUAAUUGGGUCCUAGAGGGUGAAUAACUUCGACUUGGCAACAACACAGUGUUUUGCUAUCUUAACGCACUCAGUCACAUCUGUCAGGGCAAGGACCUCUCGCCAUGACAGACGUGACAGGCGUGCGUUCAUGUAGUAUGUGGUAUUUGAAAGUCCUAGAAAGGUAUUUGAAAGUCAUCGUUGGCCUUCAGGAAGGAAAAGGUUACCCACCCCUCUCUUGCUGAGCACUGGGUUUAAGCCCAAGGGCUGGGUGCCUUCAAGGGUCGAUGUCCACGGCAGGACACUGACCCAGCACCUCUUCGGUCUAUUCGUGUCUUUACACUCGGGAUGAAAGUUAAAAAGUCAAGGCAUAUGUAAUAUGCUUCAUGUUCUCAUCAAAGUCACCAAUUUGGAUGUGAUUGGUUAAAAAAAAGACGAAAAAUAAGUUCAAAUAAUGAGUCGGUGAAUUAAUGAAUAAGUGAAUGUUGGAACCCAAUGUGGAAACAAAACUUCUGCAGAGAGAACAAUACUUUCGUGCCAAAACCACGUGCAGUUCUUAGAAUUUACUUUGCGUGACUUUUCUCUGGAAAAAGUCAAAAAAAUGUCGUUCAUCGAGUCUGGACAUCCUCACAUUGUGCUGGUGACGAUUUGCCGUGGAUCCGUAUUUUAUUUAAUAAAGUAUCGAGAUGAGAAA
Molecule: messenger RNA, 3944 nt
Organism: Petromyzon marinus (sea lamprey)
Lineage: Eukaryota; Metazoa; Chordata; Hyperoartia; Petromyzontiformes; Petromyzontidae
Gene: SAMD12
Product: sterile alpha motif domain containing 12
Biological process (GO): cell surface receptor protein tyrosine kinase signaling pathway
Cellular component (GO): cytoplasmic side of plasma membrane
Molecular function (GO): protein binding
Source: RefSeq, a predicted model, not a curated record